This is a messenger RNA of Caenorhabditis bovis, 1842 nucleotides long. NCBI's taxonomy places the organism in Eukaryota, Metazoa, Nematoda, Chromadorea, Rhabditida, Rhabditidae. The record is from the annotation of a GenBank genome assembly.
AUGGCCCCUAGUCAAAGAGAUGGUGCGAGCGAAGCCGCCUACGGAUUCGUUUAUGGAGUUUCCGGACCUGUCGUAACUGCCGAGAAAAUGGCGGGAUCUGCCAUGUACGAGUUGGUUCGUGUCGGUCAUCAAGAAUUGGUUGGAGAAAUCAUUCGUCUUGAGGGAGAUUUUGCUACCAUUCAAGUCUACGAGGAAACUUCGUCUGUUACUAUCGGAGAUCCAGUGCUCCGUACUGGAAAGCCACUUUCCGUUGAGCUUGGACCAGGUAUCAUGGGUUCGAUUUUCGACGGAAUCCAGCGUCCUCUCAAGGAUAUCGCUGAUAUGACGAGCUCUAUCUACAUUCCAAAGGGAGUCUCCACCAAGGCUUUGUCUCGCGAAGCUCGUUGGGACUACAAGGUGUCGAAGGACAUUCGUGUUGGAGCCCACGUCACCGGAGGAGACGAGAUCGGUCUCGUCGACGAGUCUGUGCUUAUCAAGCACAAGAUUCUUCUUCCACCCAACGCGUGCGGAACUGUAACUUACGUCGCCCCGUCUGGACAGUAUACUGUGGAGGAUGUUCUUCUCGAAAUCGAGUUCGCUGGCCAAAAGCAGAAGUUCAGUAUGCUUCAGGUCUGGCCUGUCCGUAAUCCACGUCCGUGCGCUGAGAAACUCGCCGCCAACAACCCGCUUCUCUGCGGUCAACGCGUUCUUGAUGCCUUGUUCCCAUGCGUCCAGGGAGGAACCACUGCCAUCCCAGGAGCUUUCGGUUGCGGAAAAACUGUCAUUUCCCAAUCUCUCUCCAAGUACUCCAACUCUGAUGCUAUUAUCUACGUCGGAUGCGGAGAACGUGGUAACGAAAUGUCUGAAGUACUUCGUGAUUUCCCUGAGCUUACCAUGGAGGUCGAUGGUGUCACCACUUCCAUCAUGAAGCGUACCGCUCUUGUCGCCAACACCUCAAACAUGCCUGUCGCUGCUCGUGAAGCUUCCAUCUAUACCGGUAUUACUCUUGCCGAGUAUUUCCGUGACAUGGGUCUGAACGUCGCUAUGAUGGCCGAUUCCACUUCUCGUUGGGCCGAAGCUCUUCGUGAGAUUUCUGGACGUCUUGGAGAAAUGCCAGCCGAUUCCGGAUAUCCAGCUUACUUGGCUGCUCGUCUCGCUUCAUUCUACGAGCGUGCCGGUAAGGUCAAGUGCCUUGGAAACCCAGAGCGUGAAGGUUCUGUCACCAUUGUCGGAGCCGUAUCCCCACCGGGAGGAGAUUUCGCUGAUCCAGUUACUUCUGCAACCCUCGGUAUCGUCCAGGUGUUCUGGGGAUUGGAUAAGAAGCUCGCCCAGAGAAAACAUUUCCCAUCUAUUAACUGGCUCAUUUCUUACAGUAAGUACAUGAGAGCCCUCGAAGAGUUCUACGAGAAGAACCAUCCGGAGUUUAUCGCUCUCCGUACCAAGUGCAAGGAAAUCCUUCAGGAAGAAGAAGACCUUUCCGAGAUUGUGCAGCUCGUCGGUAAAGCCUCGCUUGCCGAGUCUGACAAGAUCACUCUUGAGGUUGCCAAGAUCAUUAAGGACGAUUUCCUUCAGCAAAACGGAUACACCAAGUACGACAGAUUCUGCCCAUUCUACAAGACCGUCGGUAUGCUCAAGAACAUGAUCGCUUUCUACGAUCUGGCCCGUCAUUCCGUUGAAACCACUGCUCAGUCCGAGAACAAGAUCACCUGGGCCAUCAUUAAGGAUCACAUGGGAGACCUUAUCUACCAGCUUUCGGCCAUGAAAUUCAAGGACCCCGUUGCCGACGGAGAAGCCAAGAUUAAGAAGGAGUAUGAUGAUCUUUUGGAAGCCAUGCAGAAUGCUUUCAGAAACCUCGAAGACUAA